AUGAGUUCGCCCGCCGCCCAUCUCCCUCUCCCUCUGCCCAAAGAUGCCAUCAACGCUCUCUUGCAAUCCUUGCGCCUACCUCAUGCCACGUCUAUCAGCAACCCACAAAUGACUGCUCAAUAUCAUUCAAUCUACUUCCUCACUCUGCCGCCUACCGAGCUCUCGCGUGGCUACUCCGAGCUCGUUCUUCGCGUCGCGGGCAACCAUCUCCCCGAGAUCAAAACAGCAAAUGAGAUAGGCGUCAUGACCUGGCUCUCCGGGAAUACCACGAUACCUUUACCAGAGGUCAUAGCCUACGAUGCUUCCAACAAGAACCCCAUCGCUCACGAGUACACUUUGCUUUCUCGCGUUCAGGGCGUUACCCUCAGUGAUAUCUACGACAACUUGAGCGACGAGCAAAUGAACCAGAUCUUCGACCAGCUGAUUGACGUCCUCACUCAACUCCAGUCGCACCCUUGGGACGGCAUCGGAGGCUUGAAACUCGAUGAUCGAGGUCAGGUUCAGCUAGGCCCAGUGGUUGACGAGACCUUCUGGCAGGUCCCAGACAUCGAAGGGUUUUGGCCUGAAGGAGAGACGGUGGCGACUCUCAACAUCGGAGGGCCGUACAAGACAUACGUCGACUACAUGGUAGCACAUGUCAACAAGUACAUCCGACUCAUCCAAACCCAUGAAAAGCUGGCGUUCAUGCGAGAUACCAUCCCCCGCCUGGAGGCAUUCGUAGCUGCUCUCCCGAAACACGUCAAGGAGCUCAACAAAGUCAAGCUACGCCUCGCCCACAAAGAUCUACACUUCGCCAACAUGAUCUUUGAUCCAACUUCUGGCAAAAUCACUGGCAUUCUCGACUGGGAGUUCGUUGGCGUCGUUCCAUACCCUCAGUGGAACCCAAGAAGCUCCUUUCUCUGGAACGGGAUCGACACCUCGGAAUCGUUGGAUGAAAAGUACAAGCUGUUGGAAGUCUUCAAGCAGCGGUGUAAAGACAAGGGCUGCAAACUGUUUGAGGAGACGUGGUACAAUUCAUCAUUGCAGGAAAGCAUGCAGCGAGCCGUUGACUUCUUGCGGGCUAUUGUGGAGGUGUCGCCGAGGGGUCAGAGACAGGAGCUUGUACAGGGAUGGAAGGACGUGGUGCUAGAGAACAUUGCAAAGUUUGCGGCCUAA
Molecule: messenger RNA, 1155 nt
Organism: Fusarium subglutinans
Lineage: Eukaryota; Fungi; Ascomycota; Sordariomycetes; Hypocreales; Nectriaceae
Exons: 1
Coding region: 1-1155 (384 amino acids)
Source: RefSeq, a predicted model, not a curated record